AUGAUAUCGGUAAGAUUCUAUGGAACUGCAGCAUAUCUCAUCGACAAAAGUCUUAUACCAAUAGUUUUGUUAUGGUUAGACCCAGUUGUUGGAUAUAACUUCAUAACAUAUGGUUCAUUCGAUACGGAACGUUGCAGUGAAGGCUUACUUUACAUCGUUCAGAAACCGAAGGACUUCAAUACAAAGAGAUAUAAGAUAGGAAGAACAUAUAAUAUAACUCAAAGAUAUGACAGUACAGUCAAUAGAGUCAAGGUUGUGUUUGUUAAUGAUAUGAGAGCUGCUGAAACAGAACUACUUGAAAAGUUUGAGAAAAUGUAUGGUGCUCCCAUAAAAGGUAAAGAAACGUUUGAAGUAGAUGAGAUAGAUAGUGCUAUAAAAUUAUUUGACGAAGUUGCUGAAAAAUACAUGUAA
Messenger RNA from Trichomonas vaginalis G3, 411 nucleotides. RefSeq names its product organellar and viral DNA polymerase type B. The coding region runs from base 1 to 411 and encodes 136 amino acids. The record is from RefSeq and is a predicted model, not a curated record. The transcript has a single exon. Lineage: Eukaryota; Parabasalia; Trichomonadida; Trichomonadidae.